CGUCGGGUGGUGGAGUCUGAUUGAAGCUGCUUAGUGAAGAAACUACAGCAGAAGGAAACACACAGUCCUUUUUUUUGUUUUGCCAGAACAUUCCCUUUAAAAUGGCGUACCACAGUCCGUACAGAGCUUCACCGCCAAACAACGUGGCUCAGGACCAGACCUUUCUGUGGAAUAUCUUCCAGAGGGUUGACAAGGAUCGGAGUGGCGUGAUAUCAGAUUCUGAGCUUCAGCAGGCCUUAUCGAAUGGCACAUGGACUCCUUUCAACCCGGUGACGGUGCGCUCCGUCAUAUCCAUGUUUGACAGGGAGAACAAAGGCGGGGUGAACUUCAGCGAGUUCGGCGGCGUGUGGAAGUACGUCACGGACUGGCAGAACAUCUUCAGGAACUACGACCGGGACAACUCCGGCUUCAUCGACAAGAACGAGCUCAAACUAGCUCUGACUGGAUUUGGUAUGCAGCAAAGCUACCGUCUAUCAGAUCAGUUCUACAACACACUGAUAGAGAAGUUCGACCGCCAGAGGAAAGGACAGGUGGCCUUUGAUGACUUCGUCCAGUGCUGUAUUGUACUACAGAGGUUGACCGACGUGUUCAGGCGUUAUGAUACAGACCAGGAUGGCUGGAUCCAGGUUUCAUAUGAACAAUAUCUAUCCAUGGUCUUCAAUAUAGUAUAACGCACAGGGAUCAUCACAAAAGAGCACAACUGGACACAACUGUGCCAAAGCUACCGGCACCUCCCAGAUGUCUGCCUUGGUGGACACUACAAGAUUUUUUUUUUUUUUUUUUUUUUUAAACCUAAUUUUUAGCCCCAGUUGGGCUGUUUCACACAAAUUUAUAAAAUACACACAAGAAAACGUAAAGGAACCUUCAGUUUUUUGAGGUUGUAAUACCCUCCAGAUGAAAGUAUUUGUCUGGAGGUACAACUGCCUGUGAAAAAAAAAAAAAAAUCUUGUAGCGUUUUGUUUGAUGACAAAUCUGAACUACGUCUGUGCUGGGGGUGGGAAACUUCAUGGACACAACCUGUCUUUCUGUCUGUCAGUCUGUCUGUUGUUAUCAACAAACUUUUCAACGUCUUAACUUUAAUUGAUACAAUUUAAAAAAUAAAUAAAUAAAAAAAAAAAAAAAAACUCUGUUGAGAGUAAAAAUGAUGCAUUGUAAAUAUGAUUUUAGAUGCAUUGCAUGCUUGCCAGGGAAAUUUAGCCCCACGUUGAAGCAUGCUUUCCCUUUCUCUCGUCUUUUCUUCAGCCCUAUUUUGCUCAAAGCCAUGUUUACAAAAGCGGUGAAAGCAGGUGAUGUGCUGCUUUGUGAUUCACUGACAUGCCAGCUUACAUGCCAUAUUUGUACAAACUUAUUUUUAACUGCAAAAUCAAAUGUUAGGCCAUUUAAUUUUUGGUAGAGGGUAAGCAUAAUGCCUUUUAGUGUGGCUUAUUUUUUGUGCAUGAUGCCUUAACAUGUGUAAAAAGAACACGAAAGAGAAAUCUUUUAUUAAAAAAAUAAAGAAAAUCGGGUGUGGAGUUUUGUUUUUUAAAAUCAUUUAUAGGAGCGUAGAGUUGCAUUGCAGACGAAACUCUUGACCUGCAGAGCGGCUCAAUGUCGCCCUCUGCUGUACGUCGGUAGUUUCUACCACCGCAAUGCACCAACACGAGACCCAGAACCGUUAGUGCAUUGUUCUUGUUUCUGUGGGGGAGUAUAAAAGUGUUGCACCUGCAUAUAAGCUAGCUAGCAUGCUGCAAAAAUAGGAGAAAACGCUACUUUUUGUUUUUGAGUGAUGUUAAUGUCAUUUGUGAAAUGUGCUGGCACUUUGUGUAUAAAUUACGUUUUGUAGGAGUGAGUGUUAUGGCGCUAAAACGGACUUUGACCUAUGUUAUGGGCUCAGUUACCUGUCAGUAAAACAUUUAAAAACUC
Anarrhichthys ocellatus (wolf-eel) is the source of this 1902-nucleotide messenger RNA. RefSeq names its product programmed cell death 6 (gene pdcd6). The record is from RefSeq and is a predicted model, not a curated record. Gene Ontology annotation, molecular function: calcium ion binding. The transcript is spliced from 6 exons. Bases 102 to 671 code for a protein of 189 amino acids. NCBI's taxonomy places the organism in Eukaryota, Metazoa, Chordata, Actinopteri, Perciformes, Anarhichadidae.